GUACAGUCCCGUUAGUCGCAGUCAGGGUCCUGUUGGCAGCAGCGGCAGUCGGCGGACAGCGAGGAUGACAAACAUGCGGAGAUAACCUGCUUAUUCCUGUAAAACGGACAAUAUCAUGAACUUUUACCGGUGGGGUGUUUUAGUGGGGGCGCUGGUCUGUGUGUGUGAUAGCGUAGACGUCAUAAUGCGGGAGAAGCAGCGUUUUGCAAUGCUCUUCCAGUCCGUGGUCCUCCCGUGUCAGUACCAUACGGCCUCCACCCAGACCCCGGUGGUGCAGUGGUGGUACAAGUCCUACUGUCGAGACCGCACCAAAGACUCCUUCAUUGAGAAUCUGGGCGUCCAAGCCUCUGACCUGGGCUCCACGUCCCACCUGGAGUGCUCCGACAACAGCCGCACAGUUCACGUCGUUGCCUCGGCGCAGGGAGCCUCCAUGACGCUGGCUGAGCACUACAAAGGCAGAGACAUUGCCAUCAUAAACAAAGCGGACCUGCGGAUCGGGCAGCUGCAGUGGGGCGACAGUGGAGUGUACUUCUGUAAAGUCGUUGUCGCUGACGAUCUGGAGGGGAGGAACGAGGGCCAGCUGGAGUUACUGGUGCUCGGCAGGACAGGUCAGCCGGACGAUAUCCUACCUGAGUUUGAUGUGGAUUUUAUGCCAGAGUGGGCGUUUGUGGGCUCUGUAGUCCUGGGCAGUAUCUUGUUCCUGUUGCUGCUGGGCAUCUGCUGGUGCCAGUGUUGCCCUCACUCCUGCUGCUGCUACGUCCGCUGCUGCUGCUGCCCUGAAACCUGCUGCUGUCCACGACACUUAUAUGAGGCAGGAAAGAUGGCAAAGAGUGCUCAGCCUGCUCAGAUGCCUGUGUAUCCCUACUACAUUCCUGGGGUCCCUGCUGUGGUUCCUCUUGUGCCUUCAACGCAUGUGGAACCAAAUAUCGCCUCUAUCCCUUCAAUGGGGAAUAACUUGGCUGGAGUGAGCAGUGGUUAUCGACUGAAAGGCAGUAAAGACCAGGACUCAAUGAAAGUUCUGUACUACAUAGAGAAGGAGCUGGGUCAGUUUCCCUCUGCCAAGAUGGCUGCACUCAAACCCAGUAGCCUAUCAGAGCUGAGCUCUCUUCAUGAUGGAGGUAAUACAGAUUUCAGACACACCUAUCAGGCCAUCAAGAUGAAGGCACUGCCGUCCAUCCCAGACCUGGAUGACCAGUCCACACUCAGAGUUGCUCCACCUCCCCGGAGUCGCAGGCACAGACAAGACAGAGGCAACCACUCAGAUGAUGAACUAGACAGGAGGUGGAACCCUCGCUCAGAGCACCUGCAGAGAAAGACACUGAGCAGGAGAGGGCGGACCGGCUCUUUGGAUGAGCUGGAGGAGUUUGCUCGGUCUUAUGACAACCGCAGCCGUCGGGCUGAGCUUCCAGACCGAGCUUACGAACGGGAUUAUAGCCCACCCAGGCGUUCCUAUAGAGAUGAAGAUGAUGGUUGGGGCCGCCGAAGCCCCUCACCCUUACCACAAAAGAGAAGGGACACGUGGGACAGUGAUCGUCCCUCUCGCUCAUCCCCAAGCAGAGGCUAUGAUGAUGCCUUCCUCAACACUGUACUGCAGAAUAAGGCGAGGGGGCGGGGAGGAAACAGAGGUGCUUGGAGGGCGGAUGAGGACAGUGACACUCCUUCCAAAGGCAGCUCUAGGGGCAAGGGCAGUGAUAGUUACCACAGCCGUUCGCCUAGCAACCGACCAGAAGAAGAGGACCCUUUGCCUCCGUACUCUGAGCUGGAAGCGGAGCGGUACCGCAGGGCUGACCCGAACACAGACCGGUACCGCACUGUGGAACCUCCUAGAACAGAGAGAUACAGAACCACUGAACCAGCCACAAGGCCUUUCUCUUACACCCGCCCUCACCAGGGGAAGUGCCAAACGCUACAGGGGGGCAGAGAGGAGAGAGAUAGGAGCCGAAACCUGAGCACAGCACUGAGCAGGGACACUCUCAUAGUGUGACAGGGUUUCCCAGCCUCGGCCUGCACAGCACAGCACUGCCAGUCCGUUCGUUCAAACCGUCCUGUUGCUAUGCAGGAGGGGCUAACUGUUCUGCCAUCAGCCACAUGAAGUCUGGCUCUUCUCACUGAAAUAACCACACCAAUAAAAAAAAACAACAGUGGCUGCAAAAUCCUAAGAAGUAAAUGUGCACAUGUGUAUGUGGAUUUGUGUGUAUGCACCUGUUUUUAUUUGUUGAGCAUGAUGAGUUGAGUGAAUGGACUUACUUUUAUCAGUGCCAAGAUAUUUUUUACAAUCUGCCAACUACAGAAUUAUUAUGUAACAAUGAGCGGGAGCAACAGUCUUAUUAUUUUCCUCAGUACUCUGCAACUCAGGUUCACUUUGUAUUUGUCUGUUGUUGAUAUUGUACUAUAUGUAUGUACUGUACCUUGAAUUUGUUUUGCAGAUUUUAUUUGCACUGCUCAAGUACUAUUUGAAUAAAGAAAACUUUGAAAAGUCUUA
Molecule: messenger RNA, 2482 nt
Organism: Scomber japonicus (chub mackerel)
Lineage: Eukaryota; Metazoa; Chordata; Actinopteri; Scombriformes; Scombridae
Product: immunoglobulin-like domain-containing receptor 2
Exons: 10
Coding region: 116-1984 (622 amino acids)
Biological process (GO): pancreas development
Cellular component (GO): membrane
Source: RefSeq, a predicted model, not a curated record